Molecule: messenger RNA, 1306 nt
Organism: Paramecium sonneborni
Lineage: Eukaryota; Ciliophora; Oligohymenophorea; Peniculida; Parameciidae
Source: the annotation of a GenBank genome assembly
AUGUUUUUAAAUAAUAUCUCAGACUCAGAUGAUGAUGAUAAAGAUGCCCCAAAUGUUUGUUUAGAUACUCUAGGAUUAAGUUAAGAAAUUGAUAAUAAAGUAUAAAGUUUAAUUAGUUAGCAAGUUAACCAAAGUUUUAAUUAAGAAUAAAUACUAUAAAAAGAAUUUAGGAGGGGAAGGAGCAUUUUAUGAAAGCAAUGAAAUUGAUCUUAAUACAUUUACAUUUGAAAAAAAUGUAUUUGAUUAAUGUAGAAAAUAAUCCUUAGAGUCAGUAGAAAUUGAUUAAUUUAAAUUGUUAGAGAUUCCAUAAGGAGCUUCUUAAGAUAUAUUAGAUCCAUUAAUUUUAUCAAAAUAAGUUAGUUAAUCUUAAUAAUGUUAAAGAGAUGCAAUAGAAACAAGUAAUAAUUGGGUAUUGGAAGAAAUUUAAAAAUAAUAAUAAUACUUAGAAUAAUUAGAAAAACUUGAGUAAUUUGAAAAAUUAGAACAAUAAGAAUGCCAAAUAGAGAUUUGCAAUUUUUAAGAGACUUCAUUAUCAGAUUUAAUUUCUAUUCCUCCUAUAUGCCCUUAUUCUGAAAAAAUUUCUCAAAUCUAACUACCUCAACCCUUGUAAUCGUUUUUAGUUAAUUCAAUACCUACAGAAGGAAUGUUUCAAUGCAAAAUAAUCAGAGAUCAAUCAGGACUAAAUAGAUUUAUGCCAAAAUAUAGAAUGUACUGGUGUUAAAACAGCCAAUUUUUAUUAGCCGCUAAAAAAUCUUUAAAUAAAAAUAAGUAUAUAAUUACACAGGAUCAAGAAUUUCAAUAAAACGAUUAAUAAAUAUUAGGAAAAGUUGAAUAAAGCAAAUAAUCUAAAGCGGAUUAUUAUUUAUUUGAUAAUGGAUAGAAAAAAAAAGAAUAAAAUGUUAAAAGAUUGAGAACUCAAAUAGGCAGUGUGUUUUUUGAUACUAAUUAGGAGAAUAAAGGAAGACCUAGAAGAAUGGCUUUGGUCUUAAGAAAAAGCGAAAAAGAAAUAGUUUAAUUUAUUAGUAGAAAACCAUAAAUAAUAAAUACUUAAUAAUGUAAAAAAUAGAUAUUCAAAUAUAGAAUAAAAAUUGUACUCUUUAGAUUUUUAUGGAAGAGUUAAAAAAGCUUCUGUAAAGAAUUUUUAAUUAGUAUUAAAAGGAGAAGAAAAAGAUUUAAUUUAUGUAUAAUUUGGUAAAAUUGAUAAAGACUAAUUUCAUCUGGAUUUUAUGAGUCCUCUGAGUCCUUUGAUUGCAAUGCAAUUAGCUCUUUGUAAUUUUAAUUAUAAAGGAAAAUCAUGAUAUUUGGG